Molecule: messenger RNA, 1677 nt
Organism: Klebsormidium nitens
Lineage: Eukaryota; Viridiplantae; Streptophyta; Klebsormidiophyceae; Klebsormidiales; Klebsormidiaceae
Source: the annotation of a GenBank genome assembly
AUGUCAUCACUUACGCGCCUGACCAAUACCGGGAAGAGACGCUUCGAAGAAGAUUCAUUGUACACCUUUGAAGUCGUUAAGCACGACGAGAAAAGCAGGGGCGCCCAAGCAGCAAUUGCAGCAGCUUUGAAGGACGACGGUACAGACAUGUUGGAGAAUGUGCUGAAAUCUGCUCGCACGGAUGGGGACGACGCUUACGACUUUGGAAAUUUUCGAACCAUACUGCUUAGAAAGGCGGGAAUUGCAGUCACUGCUGCAACGCUCAGAGUAUUUGGUCAGAACUACGCAGAACUGCCGUUUAUCGCCACGAAGUCAGAUUAUCGAAGGGAUGGGAACUGUCGAAGGCUUCUUAAGGUGAUCGAGAACCUCCUGCGGGAGAUGAAGGUGAAGGAGCUCAUCAUCCCCUCUGUCAAGAAGCUGGUCGGCAUGUGGAAGAAGAACUUUGCGAUGCGGAAACUCAGAAAGGAUCGAGUGAAAGCUAUAGAAGAUCGAAUUAUAGUACCGGAUCCUGACAGCUCCGUCAUGCUAGUGAAGUCUCUGCUUCCCGGGGUUACCCGGCGAGGUUUCGACUUGGACAGAUAUGAAGAUGGAGACUCUGAUGGAGAGCUCAACGGACAAGAAGAUUUGUCAGAAGACCGGCUUAUGAAGCUGGCAACGGUGACAGCGCUGGAGAGCACAUCCGUCUUUAAGCAAACCACGUCCCCGGCCAAAGAAAAAACUGAAGCUGGCAACGAGUCAUGUUCAGACAUGGAGGAAGACUUCCUAGAUCCACCCGACGUGAGGCCUCUCUGGGGCAACGAGAUUGCAGAUAUGCUGAGGAGCUGGAAGUUGAGCGACAAAGGUUGGAAGCACUGGGACCUCGACAGUUGCUCGUUUCAGAAACUACUCCUAGAACCGGAGGAUCAGCCUACCCAUCUCCAAAACGGCGGCCAGGAUCAUCCCAGCCACAGCCUAAGCAUUUCAACACGUGACAAUUCGCUAGUUGGGGCCCAGCAAAAGGUUGACAGCGUUGUCGAGAGACAGAUGCACGCCCUGGCACUUGCGUACGAAACGCGGAUCAGUGCUUUGCAAGAAGAGAACCAGGAGCUAAGAAACUCGAACGUUCUUCUCAAGGCCCAGCUUGCGCAAGCCCAAGAGAAAAAGGAGAUUCUUCUAGCUCAGAGGAGCGAGUGCAUCUUGAGAGGCGAAGAGACUACUGGGAACGUUGCCGUUGGUCAAGCCGCUCUUCCGUCGUCCACAGAAUUCACUCAAGAGGUUCUGCAAGAGGAGGAAACAGGGAUUGAUGAGCUCGCACGCCUGCUACCUGAUUUGACGUUAGGCGACAGCACCGAGAUAGACCUCGUCAUCGGUCAGGUCUGCCGGUGCCUCGAAGCUCUCGGAAGCGGGGUAGAAGACGUAGCACAGUUCUUCGCAAUACUGCAGCACAAGCAUCCCGAAGAAGAGUUUUGGACCUGCUUGCACGCCUUCCUGCUUUCGAUUGUCAAAGGACUUAGCUUCACCCACGACUUGGCCAUGAAGGUCCAGCAAGGCAUGAAGGAAGCCCACACCGCCGCAGCCAAUCAGCAGCUCGAGGGGCCUUCUGACAGCACUGUUGCUCCGCAGCUAAAGAAGCGUGCUGGUGAGCUCGAGUCGGGGCAGAAGUCAGAAACUGCUUUGGAUCUUCUGAAAGAAGAGUAG